Messenger RNA from Cylicocyclus nassatus, 1783 nucleotides. The record is from the annotation of a GenBank genome assembly. NCBI's taxonomy places the organism in Eukaryota, Metazoa, Nematoda, Chromadorea, Rhabditida, Strongylidae.
CCAGUACCGUUGCGAUCUUCAGGUGGCAAAACAGCUUCAUUCAAAAAUGUCAGAGAAUCCCGUGUCGGAGACUUGCAGAGAACGAAUAUUGGAGUCGGAAGUCUCCUCAUGUACUGGCAAGAAGCAGACACUCCUUUUCGACCGAUACACCAAUACAAUUACGUUAUUAGAGAUACCAAGCAGAAGCAAUUAUCUUGACUCCUUUGGACGACGUAGCACACUGCCAAUAACGUUCAAUCUGAAAGAGCUGCUUUGUGUACGAACGAGCCCGGCUUAUAUCAGAGGGGAAGUUCCAAUCAGAGGUGAUGCAACGGACUCGAAUGACUCUUCCCUUUGCUUCAUAUAUGCCUUCAAGAAAGACCAGAACUGCCUGCGGUUAAAACAGCUGCAAGUGAAAUUCAAAAGUGACCAGGAAAGAGAUGAAUGGAAAGGUGUACUAACCGCGGCGAUGAAAUGUAGUGAUCGACCUAAGAAUAUUGUUGUUUUCAUAAAUCCAUUCGGCGGCAUGGGUAAAGCUCUAUCGAUAUUUGAGCAAGAGGUGGAACCAAUUUUCAAACUUAUAGAGAGUCUUCACUAUGGAGUGCUCAUUACGCAAAGAGCAAAUCAUGCUCGGGAUUACAUAAUGGAGGAAAUGCCGGCGAAACAAUGGAACUCAGUGGACAGUCUCCUUUCUGUGGGAGGCGAUGGUUUAUUCAAUGAAGUUUUGUCUGGUGCUCUUAUUCGUACACAACAGGAAGCAGGGAUACCUUACGACAAGCCGGAGCAUUUGUUUUGGGAAGCCCCUCACGUGCGUUUUGGAAUUAUUGGCGCCGGUUCAACGAAUUCCAUCGCAAGAACAGUACACGGAAUCCAUGACCCUACCACGGCGGCGCUUCAUAUUGUUUUAGGUUUGGAACGCAAGAUGGAUAUAUGCUCAGUUCAUGGGGACAACCAUUUGCUGCGAAUUUCCGCUAAUGCCAUAGCAUACUGCUGGACAGGAGAUCUUUUGCGAGAUUCUGAACGGUACAGAUACUUGGGCCCAGCCAGAUAUGAACUAAGCGCUGUGCGUACAACUCUGCGUCAUCCAACCUACAAGGGAAAGGUUUCGUUCUCAUUGUCACCCGAGGAAGCAGAGAAUUCGAAUCAAUCUCCAUGUCUUCCUCCGUGCAAAGAGUGCGAAUCUUCUUUAGGCUCUAAUCAUCAGAAGGUAUUCCACUCCCAGUAUGACCAUCACUGGCAUAAUGAAUUUACUCACAUCAUUUGUUAUGUGAUUCCAACAUAUAUAUCGUAUUUUCCUUAUCCACUGGCUCCAUCCACAGGAGUUGAUGAUGGAACUCUCGAUCUUAUUUUGGUUCCAAAAAUCUCUAGGUUGCAUAAUGUACAAUUCAUGAAAAAUCUCGCUAUUUAUGGAGGGAAAGAGGUAGUUAAACUUGACUGGGCCACCCAGUAUUUUCGAGUGCAUAGAUGGUCUUUUGAACCGGAUGAUAACGAAGCAGAUACUGGAGUGUGGAAUGUAGACGGCGAAAUUCUGGAGCAACCCAAAAAUACCGCUUUGCACUUCAGGUUGCAUCCUCGACUGAUCAACAUUUUUGGCCACGAGUCAUCCACAAAUCUUGAGAGUGAGGGCUGCAUAGAAGAUGAGAGAUUCUGAUUCUCUCAUGCUCUGAAAUUGGAUAGAAAAUGAGAUCAACUUGAUCUAAACAUUCUGUACAAAACGAUGUUUGGUAUUGUGUUUUACCUCACAUUGCCUUCAAAGAAACGCAAAAGCAGAGUCGGUAGACUUCGAGCUAAAAUCUCCGCGUUA